CAUCGUUAAAGGGCCCAGCCUGUUUCACACUUCACUUUGCCUCCUCUUACCUUACUCGGCCAUUUUUUGGUGGUGAGUUUGCCGAGGGGAAGCAGACUACCACCACACAUUUGCCGCACACGAAUUCUGGCAACCGCAAGCAUCUCGUCCUCAUGGGUAAAAUCGAGAAGAAAACGGCCAAAGGUCGUUUGGAUAAGUGGUACAAGCUUGCAAAAGAACAAGGAUACCGAUCUCGUGCAGCUUUUAAGCUGGUUCAAUUGAACAAAAAAUACAAUUUUCUUGAAAAAGCCCGAGUGGUCAUUGAUCUGUGUGCUGCACCCGGUGGUUGGCUUCAAGUAGCGUCUAAAACUUGUAAGCCCGGCUCUUUAAUCGUAGGUGUGGAUUUGGCUCCUAUUAAGCCAAUUCCGAAUUGUAUUACUUUUGUAGAGGAUAUCACUAGCGACCGUUGUCGUUCGCAACUUCGUGGAUACCUGAAAACGUGGAAAGCUGAUGUCGUAGUGCACGAUGGUGCACCCAACGUUGGUGCUGCUUGGCUUCAAGAUGCAUACGGACAAGCAGAAUUGGUAUUGAUGGCCAUGAAAUUGGCCUGUGAGUUCUUGGGACCUGGAGGUACUUUUGUUACAAAGGUUUUCCGUUCCAAGGAUUACAACAAUCUUAUUUGGGUCUUUAAACAACUCUUUAACAAGGUUGAAGCCACCAAACCUCCUUCGUCUCGUAACGUGUCUGCUGAGAUUUUCGUCGUUUGUCGUGGUUACAAGGCUCCUCACAAAUUGGACCCUCGAUUCACUGAUCCCAAAAGCGUUUUCGAGGAUGUGCCGGAGCCUACGCCUAACGCGGAAGCCAAAGUCUUUCACCCUGAAAAGAAGAAGCGUAGCCGUGAAGGUUACGCCGAAAAUGACUAUACCCUACAUAAGGUCGUACCUGUCGUCGACUUCAUUCGCGCUGAUGAUCCUAUAAACAUCCUGGGUACAUCCGCCGAAAUUGGUUUCCCCGAAGAUGAUGAAGAGGCACAAAAAAUUCGCAAAAUGAGCAUCACUAAUGAGGAUGUUAUUUCUUACUGUUCAGAUCUUCAGGUUCUUGGAAAGAAAGACUUUCGUGAUCUUCUUCGCUGGCGUCUGAAGGUCCGUGCUCUCUAUGGACUUGGUAAGAAGAAUAAGCCUGAAGGAGAAGUUGCCCAAGUAGAGGAGAUGCCGGAGAUGGACGAGGAAGAACGUCUCGAUCAAGAAUUAGAAUCUCUGAACGAAGUGGAACGCGCUAAAUUGAAGCGUGAGCGCCGCAGAAACAAUGAACGCAAAAAGAAGGAAAUCACCCGUAUGCAAAUGGGCAUGGAGGCGCCAAUGGAUAUUGGUCUUGAACAAAUAGUUGGUGAAGAAGUCUUCGGGCUCAAGUCAGCAGAAAAGCACGGUUUGAGGACGUUCGAGCACAGUGAAAUGCCAGCUGCGGUUGAAGAUGAGGAGGCCACUAUUGAGGACGAUGAAGUUGAACUGGACAGUGAAGACGAAAAGGAAAAUCUGGAGGAAGAACUCGACUUAAUGUACGCACAGUACACAGACCGCAAAUCCGAAAUGGAUGCCAAGUUCCGUGUUAAAAGACUUCGUGGUGAUGUGAAUGAUGAUGAAUGGGAAGGUUUGGAUGGUGCUGCCAAAGCGGACUCAGAUGAAGCUGAGUCUGAAGACGAGGAAACUUCGGAACGCCUUACCACUUCUCUUGAGGACUCUGGCCCUACUCAAUCUGGCCUUUCUCGUAAAGCCGCACUCUUUUUCGAUCAAGAUCUCUUUGAAGGUGUUGAUGAGGAAGAGGAGGAGGAAGAAGAAGAAGAAGAAGAGCAGUCUGGAGAUGAUGCUGCCGAAGAAGAAGCUGGCCCUGAUGCAGAAUCUGAGGAGGAAUCUGAAGACAACAACGAUAUUGAGAUUGUUCCUAAGGAGGCUGACUCUGACGACGACGGAUGGGACUCGGACUCUGAUAACGAGAAGCGUGAAAACAUCGACAUCGUCACGGCAGAAGCUAUGACCUUGGCCCAAGCAAUCGCCUCUCGUUCAAAAUCUAAGGCUGACCUGAUUGACGAAGGCUUCAACCGGUGGGCAUUCCAAUCGAAGGAUGGCCUUCCGGACUGGUUCUUAGACGAAGAAACCAAGCACAAUAAACCCAAACGACCUGUUACUAAGGAAGCUGUUGCUGCUUUACGUGAGAAGAUGAAGGCUUUGAAUGCUCGACCCAUCAAAAAGGUUCUUGAGGCUCAGGGCCGUAAGAAACUUCGUGCUAUGAAGAAGAUGCAACGGGUGGCCAAGAAGGCCGAGGGUAUCACCUCUUCCGACAUGACUGAAGGUGAAAAGGCCAAGGAAAUUGGCCGUAUGAUGGCUCGUGCCAUGAAGAAGAAGGUUCGUCCUAAACCCACUAUUGUUGUUGCUCGUGGUGCAAACCGUGGAUUAGCAUCUCGGCCUAAGGGCGUCAAAGGUCGUUAUAGGAUGUUGGAUCCUCGUAUGAAGAAGGAGCUUCGGGCGCAGAAGCGUAUCGCCAAGAAAAAGAAGAAACACCAUUAAGCGUCUGUAACGCAGCGGUUGCCGUUUGUUAUUGCAAUUGUUAUAACAUCCCACUGGACUUUGUUUUUUUCACUUUGGUCUCAUCGGUUUUUGGUUUACUGCAUGUACAUAAUAAUUUUGGUUUUUGGGAUGGCGAGCAGCAAAUAGGAAAAGCAUUAAGCACACACGCACAUUCACACACUGGACACCUUCCGCCUGUCCGGCCGGCUUUCCUUUGGCUCUUGGGCUCAGUUUCGUCUACACAUGAUUUGUUUCGUUUGUUAUAGAAAGAAUGAUUUCUUUUAUUAAGUAGGCUAUUUCGUUA
Molecule: messenger RNA, 2844 nt
Organism: Schizosaccharomyces japonicus yFS275
Lineage: Eukaryota; Fungi; Ascomycota; Schizosaccharomycetes; Schizosaccharomycetales; Schizosaccharomycetaceae
Product: rRNA methyltransferase Spb1
Exons: 1
Coding region: 153-2540 (795 amino acids)
Biological process (GO): rRNA methylation; maturation of 5.8S rRNA from tricistronic rRNA transcript (SSU-rRNA, 5.8S rRNA, LSU-rRNA); maturation of LSU-rRNA from tricistronic rRNA transcript (SSU-rRNA, 5.8S rRNA, LSU-rRNA)
Cellular component (GO): nucleolus; preribosome; nucleus
Molecular function (GO): rRNA methyltransferase activity; methyltransferase activity; rRNA (uridine-2'-O-ribose)-methyltransferase activity
Source: RefSeq, a predicted model, not a curated record